UUUGGCAAUCCAAUAUUCACCAUGAUUGAUGAUGAAUUUGAUCAAUUAGAAUUUGAUUCGAUCAAUUCAAACAAUGUAACCGGUUUCAAUCAAUAUAUCAUACCUGAUAUUGUACAUUACAUUCAAUUGGAUAAUCCAUUUUUGGAUUUUAUAACAUUGAUAUCAAUCAUGUCUGCUGUUCGCCAUCAUAAACCUAAAUUGAUUAUUAUACAUAGUGAUCGAAAAAAAUUACGAGGAAAAUAUUGGGAAAAAAUUAUUGAAAUGAAUUCAAGUGAUACAAUAAAGACAAAAAUUUACCUGAAUAAAAUACCUAGACCAAAAUAUAUUUUUGAUCGUAAACUGUCUUCAAUAUAUCAUGCAUCGGAUAUAGCUCGACUACGUGUACUUAGAAAAUAUGGCGGUAUAUAUUUGGAUAAUGAUGUUUAUGUUGUCAAACCGUUACAUGAAUUUCGUCGUUAUGAAUUUGUCAUCGGUUGGCCCGAAAAUCAAUAUUUAGGAACCCAGGUGCUUAUUUGCCAUAAAAAUGCACGAUUCCUUCACCGUUGGUAUGAAUCAUAUCACAAUUAUAAAGCUGAUCUUUGGUACUAUAAUGCGGGAGAAUUUCCAACAAAACAUAUACUUGAACCGUCUCCAGAUCUUGUUCAUCGAGUUCGAAAUGAAUUUGGUGUUGAUAAUCUCAUUCAAAUGCUAUACAAUCGAAUGAAUCAACAAUGGCAACUACAAUAUUAUACAAUACAUUUGUUGGAACGUCAUCGAUCAUAUCUGAUACCGACUAAAGGUGAAGAUCGAUACCGUUAUUUCAACGAAUAUAAUAUUAGAACUUAUAAUCGAACAUUUGGUGAAAUGGCUCGAUUAGCAUAUUUUGGUACGAAAAAAAUUAUGGAUCUCAAUGAAAAAUAAUUUAUGAAGCGGAAAUUAAGAAAAUAACUGAAGAAUUUUUAUGAUUGCUAAAUUUACAAUUAGAAAGUAAUUGUUGAAAACUUUUCAUUUGUAAAUGAUUUUCGAG
Messenger RNA from Dermatophagoides pteronyssinus (European house dust mite), 1006 nucleotides. RefSeq lists its product as uncharacterized. NCBI's taxonomy places the organism in Eukaryota, Metazoa, Arthropoda, Arachnida, Sarcoptiformes, Pyroglyphidae. The record is from RefSeq and is a predicted model, not a curated record.